Molecule: messenger RNA, 1821 nt
Organism: Striga asiatica
Lineage: Eukaryota; Viridiplantae; Streptophyta; Magnoliopsida; Lamiales; Orobanchaceae
Source: the annotation of a GenBank genome assembly
GACGGACCUCUUUUUCUCUUCUUCUCUCUCUUCCCGUUCGAAUCUGCGGCCCAAAUUUGUAAGCUCCCAACUCCUGGUUGUCAUUUCGUGGAGGUGCCAAUUCAAAUUUGUAAAGGUGGCAGAUGCUGUAUAAUAUUGUGCAGUUGCUCAAAAAUUUGGUUUCUGCCUAGUGCAUCACCUUUAAGUUGAGCAACUCUUUAAUCAGAAUGGGGAACUUGCAUAGGAGUGGAGGCGUAAAGAGGUCAAAUGAUGGUGUGCGUCUCUUUCUAACAACCCUCAUUGGGAUGGUGUUUGGAUAUUGUAUAGGUGUUUCAUUUCCUUCUGUUUCUUUAAGCAAGAUUAAUCUACCUUCAAGUUUAAUAUCAUCUAUUGAUAUGGCUUUUCAUGAUGGCCACCAUACAUCUGAUGAUCGUAGUUUUCCUGAAAACCUUGGUUCAGGGAGUACUCCUUUAACACCCAAGAUAUAUGUUCCUACAAAUCCUCGUGGUGCUGAGUCUUUACCUCCAGGAAUUGUUGUGUCAAAAUCAGAUUUUUAUCUGAGAAGGUUAUGGGGUGAACCUAGUGAGGAUCUGAAAAGGAAGCCGAAGUAUCUAGUAACAUUUACAGUUGGUUGGAAUCAAAAGGACAAUAUUAAUGCUGCGGUUAAAAAGUUCUCUGAGGAUUUUCAGAUAAUGCUUUUUCAUUAUGAUGGCCGGACAACUGAAUGGGAUAUAUUUGAGUGGUCACAGCGUGCCAUUCAUGUCAGUGUUAGAAGACAAACUAAAUGGUGGUAUGCAAAGAGAUUCCUACAUCCAGAUAUUGUGGCUGCUUAUGACUACAUCUUCAUUUGGGAUGAAGAUCUUGGAGUUGAACACUUCGAUGCUGAAAAGUAUGUACAAUUGGUUAAGAAACAUGGACUAGAGAUUUCACAACCAGGUCUUGAACCCAACAAUGGGCUGACAUGGCAAAUGACAAAAAGGCGUGGUGAUAGAGAAGUUCACAAGGAUACAGAGGAAAAACCGGGCUGGUGCAGUGAUCCACAUUUACCUCCUUGUGCAGCUUUUGUGGAAAUUAUGGCUCCAGUGUUUUCUCGAGAUGCUUGGAGAUGUGUUUGGCAUAUGAUUCAGAAUGACUUGGUUCAUGGAUGGGGAUUGGAUUUUGCAUUAAGAAGAUGUGUGGAUCCUGCACAUGAAAAAAUUGGCGUUGUUGACUCCCAGUGGAUUGUCCACCAAGUAAUCCCAUCACUUGGAAGUCAGGGGGAAGCUGAGAAUGGCAAGGCACCUUGGCAAGGGGUACGUGAUAGAUGCAAACAUGAGUGGGCACUUUUCCAGGAUCGUCUUGCGAGUGCUGACAAAGCAUACUUUUCACAGCUUCAGCACCCUUAACUGCGGCCGAAUCUUGAUCAGUCUUGUAUAUUGCUUUGUUUUCUUUUCCGUUUUUUCUUCUCUUUGUCCCAUUUACCUCGAGUGGUGUUUUGUAGCCUGAUUCCUUCCUGUGAGCUGUUGUUAUAUCCUAUCUUCAUGUAGCUUAUCAGUAGCAUUAAAGACAUUGAGAGACUUGGAGAACUCGAGUAUUAUGUGCAGAAAUUUAGAUGAUAGGUUGUGUGAUUUCUGGUCUACACUAAUGAGCAUUACUGAUUAUGAAGCCAGGCGUUUGAAACUUGAGAGUUGAUGCAUCACAUAUUUGCAUGCUUCUUUUCAGGAAAUUGGAGAGAUAGCUCAGUUCUAUGAACUUCUUUACAAUUUGGGACAUCAAAAUCUAACGUCAAAGAACUAGAUUCAUAAAUUUCAUUGAUGGUGAUAUCCUACUCAUUGGGAUGGAUGGACUAUAGACAUAAUUUAC